UCAACCUUUAUUUUGAGAAUUCAGUAUGUAGACUGAAUGUAAUAGUGGUGAUAAGUUAAAACUACUUGUACUUAACUUUACUCAAUUGUCGAUGUAAACUGCUUUGGCACUUUUGUCUGGGUCCAUGUAUUACUUAUUAUCCUACGAUGCACACAAGAAAACCAAGCUUUUCGCCUUAGAUUCUUUAAAUAACAGGUCGUCCGAAAAAUUAGUGGCGAGACGGGCAAACGAAAGAAGAGAACAGUAUCGUCAAGUCAGAGCCCACGUCCGUAAAGAAGACGGUCGAAUGCAAGCCUACGGUUGGUCGUUACCCGGAAAACCUUCCGCCCCAUCGAAACAACCAGUCCCCGUUCCCGUCUAUUGCCGACCUCUGGAAGCCUCCCAAGCGGAGCCCGGAAUGAAGAUAUGGUGUGGGGCUGGAGUGAACUUGAGCGGUGGCAAGACUCGAGACGGAGGUUCGAUGAUCGGCGGAAGUGUCUUCUAUGCAGCAGAGGCACGGGAAACGGGGAGCGAUGGCAAGCCCGAAGACGCAAUCGAACACCUGGACAAAGAGUUGCAGGACAGCGAGCAGCGGAGACUCGAGGCCGAAAAAAUGGAACAGCAACUGAGCUCACUCGUGUGGAUAUGCACAUCGACGCCAAAGAUGUCAAAAGUAACUGUGAUAGACGCCAACAAUCCGGCCGACGUACUUGAAGUCUUCAACGUAUGUCAAAGUCAUUUGCUGUGCAUCGCUAGCGUACCUGGUGCUAAGGAAAGCGAUUACGUUCAGACUGUUCAAGACCUCAGGGAGGACGAGCAGAUCAACAGGGAGGCCAUUGAUACUCAGGCCGAGGUAGCUAUCUCGCACGAUGUCGAACCCGUGGACGCUGACGUGAAAAUCGCUAAGGAAAGCCAGUCAGGCGAUAACUCGCCGGGUGAUCAGCCUCGUGAAAUGGCUGCUGAUUCAAAUACCACUGCCGUAGCUGUCGAACCGCCGAGUAUAGACGUGGACACGGAGGCGAUUAAUUUGGGCAAAGUUCGAUUUGUUAAGAUUGCCCCGGAAUCCGAUUCUCCUCAAGUGAUAAGCACAAAAAAUAGUAACAAUGGCGAUGACGAUAACGACAAUGAUGAUGAUGAUGAUGAUGAUGAUGAUGAUAAUAAUAAUGAUGACGACAACGACGACGAGUCAAAUGAAAAAGAAAGUGAAACGCUCAUCGAAAAAAUGUCUUCUGUGCAACCGACCAUGUGGCUAGGAGCUCAAGACGGAUCCGUUUUUGUUCAUUCUGCCGUGGCCAAGUGGUCUGUGUGCUUGCACACUGUAAAACUGCAAGACGCUGCUCUAUCGGUCGUCCACAUACAAGGUCGUGUGCUGGUUGCCUUAGCUGACGGUACCGUGGCGAUUUUCAGAAGAGGAAUGGAUGGCGAGUGGGAUCUUUCUCAAUACCACAUAAUAACGCUGGGGAGCCCGCAACACUCGAUAAGGUGCAUGAGCGUUGUUUUGGGCAAAACCGUGUGGUGUGGAUACCGAAACAAGAUACACGUUAUCGACCCCAUUUCAAUGAAGCUCGAGUGCACCGUUGAUGCACAUCCACGCCGAGAAUCUCAAGUGAGACAACUAGCCUGGCUUGGCGAUGGUGUAUGGGUUAGCAUCAGAUUGGAUUCUACGCUAAGACUGUAUCAUGCCCACACGUUGCAGCAUUUGCAAGACGUCGACAUCGAGCCUUACGUUAGUAAAAUGCUGGGCACAGGAAAAUUGGGCUUCUCGUUCGUACGAAUUACAGCGCUGCUCAUUUCUUCAAAUCGGAUGUGGAUAGGCACUGGAAACGGCGUGAUUAUUUCUGUUCCUUUAUCCGAAAGUGCGGGUGGUUCGAUGGCUGUGUCGCGUAUCCAAACGGGUAGCGGAAAGGGCGACGCUCCCGGAUUAGGAGUCAGAGUUUAUGCUUCCGAACAAAAUGUGGUUCCACCAGGAAAUUACGUUCCAUAUUGCAGUAUGGCGCAUGCUCAACUCAGUUUUCAUGGCCACAGGGACGCUGUGAAAAUGUUUGUGGCUGUACCAGAUACUUUUGUAGGUCAUGGUGGCCAGAGCGCGGCUUCGGAUAAUACGCAACCGGCUAUGCUUGUAUUAUCUGGAGGUGAAGGUUACAUUGACUUUAGAGUUGGUGACGGUGAAGAGACGGAAGACGGAAUCGACCGUACAUCAGCGUCAGUGGCUUCCAAUUCAGAGGAACAAGGUGAACAGAGUCAUUUGAUAGUAUGGCAAGUGCAAUGCUCCAUACCAGCGGUAAAUGCCUAGUCUAGUUGGUGAACAGUGAAUUUUUAAGUGAGGUAUGCCUGGCCUAGCUUUGAAUAAGCAGCAAAAAUUUGUUUUGGCGUAUAAAGGUAUUCAAGCUCGAUUGGAAAUAAUUACGCCACCUUUAUUGUCUAACUCAAAUGCCAAAUUAAAGAAAAAAAGCUUGUGCUUUUGGAAGAUUUUUCAUACUAAUUAGGAUACUCGAAUCGAUAACCUAGUUGUUGUCAAUUUAAUAAUUAACUCGGAGAUUGUAGACAAUGUAUAAUUAACGUGCACAUUAAUACAUUUGUAAUUAUUGUUAUGAUUGACAGUUUUUUAUGCCUCUGUAACGAUUGAGUACAUUCAUACAUUAUCAAACGUUUUCACAUUCAUGCGCUAGACUAAUUUUGGAGGGAUGCAAAUUUUAGAAACGACGACUUUCAAGAGAUGUUAUAUUUAACAUUGAUUGACGUUUUGCACAUCUGACGUUCCACUUUGUAGCUGCGUAUUACGUUGCACGAAAGUCAUUGUGGUCGUUAAAUUUAAUAACGAAAAAAUCAUGCAAACGUUACCAAUUUUUUUGUAUUUAUUUAUUUAUCAAUGCAUAAAAAAAAUAAGUGUAUCGAAUCACUAUGUUUGUACUAGACUAGGCCAUGGUAAAUUGAACAAUUUUUUAAAAAUAUUUAUACAACAAACAUAGAUAUUUAUCCAUCUUUAUAAAUAUUUGGAAUCUAAAAAUGAAACCUUUGUAGAAUUAUUUCAUCUGAGUUUUGUAAAUAUGCAAUGUUGAGACUAGAAAAAGAUAUUUGUUACGUUAUGCGAUCUUUUUCAUAUAAAAUGAAUAAUAGCCAGAUGAUAUCCUGUUCUCCUCAGUAAGUAAUCUAUUCAAAAUAUUUUACCAAAGAUGCAGAUCAAACGUGAAAUAUUAAUGUAAAAAAAAAAAAAAAAAAAUUGAAAUAAUUAUAAUAAAUAAAUCGUUUGUACGACGAAUAUUAAAGUUUGGCUACUGCUACUAUUACUAAUAUUAGUACUAAAAAAUAAUGUAACAGAACGGACUUGAAUCAAAGUUUUUAUGACGACUUUUGUGUAUCCACAUCUGGUUUAAACGAAAAUUGAGCAUAAAAAUAAAAAAAAGUGUACUAAGUUA
This is a messenger RNA of Copidosoma floridanum, 3395 nucleotides long. RefSeq names its product JNK-interacting protein syd (gene syd). Gene Ontology annotation, molecular function: kinesin binding; MAP kinase scaffold activity; signaling receptor complex adaptor activity. The record is from RefSeq and is a predicted model, not a curated record. NCBI's taxonomy places the organism in Eukaryota, Metazoa, Arthropoda, Insecta, Hymenoptera, Encyrtidae. Gene Ontology annotation, biological process: vesicle-mediated transport. Gene Ontology annotation, cellular component: cytoplasm.